Dujonia railenensis is the source of this 1599-nucleotide messenger RNA. The record is from the annotation of a GenBank genome assembly. Lineage: Eukaryota; Fungi; Ascomycota; Pichiomycetes; Serinales; Debaryomycetaceae.
AUGACGAAAGUGCAUCAAUGCUUAGUGCGGAUUAAAGAUGGCCUUUUCCUGUCAUCGAGGCAUGUUAAACCAAGCCACACCAAGUACGUCUUUAGCAAACAGAUAGAAUCAUUUGAAAUAUACUCGCCCAAUGACUCCAAGCUUCCAUCAUAUUGGGCAAUCACCGGACCUCAAAAAACACCAUUUUUGAAAAUAGCUGCUGGUCAUUACAUAUCUACACCACCUCUAGCAAGAACAUUUCCUUACUUUGCAGAACAUAAUUUCAACUAUAAUGACAAAAUUCAGUUUUUGAACUUUUCCGAAUCUUCUGGUUUGGAUAAGGUACACCUUUCUGCUAGGUACGAAUCUUUUUCAUAUAAGGGAGAAUUGGAAAUGAGCGAUGAUGUAAACUCGGUGCAAAACUAUAUUACUGGAGCAAAUAAUUACAAUAGCAACACUGCUGUCGAUGCCAAUCAGGAGAAGUCUGCAGAGUAUAUAGCACACUUGCUCAGGUUUUUCGACUUGGAGCAUUUGAAGGAUAAGUGGAUCAAUUCUUUGUCCAAUGGGCAAUUGAGAAGGGCCCGAAUCGCCAAAUCUUUGAUUAACAAGCCAAGUUUGUUGAUUAUUGACGAUCCAUUCUUGGGUUUGGAUCCUGAAGCAACUGUUAGAGUGUCCAACUCGAUCUCCAAGGUCGUAAAACAGUUUGGGAUCGGUGUGGUGCUUGGAUUAAGGGUUCAGGAUAAACUACCAGAGUGGAUAUCCCAUGUAGGCUAUGUUGAUAACGAUGGGUUAGAAAUAGCCACAGAAAAAGAUUCAGAUGCGGUGAAGUCAAUCUACAAAAAAGAAGAAGUUGUUUCAAAUCGAAAUAAGGAGUCCAAGUCAAUCACUAACGAACAGCUUAAAAAGACAGGAUCACCUCAUAUAGAAUUCAAUAAUGCUUCUGUGGUGUACAAAUCUGUGCCUGUGCUUCAAGAUUUCAAUUGGGCAGUCCCUCGUGGUUCGAAAUGGAGGAUUCUUGGUAACAAUGGGACCGGAAAGACUACGAUUUUGUCGUUGAUAACUGCAGAUCAUCCUCAAUCUUGGAAAUCUGUGUUGGCCAUUGACGGAAAGGUCCGUAAGACAGGAUCAGGAUCUUCGUUUUUCGAUAUCAACAAUAAAAUUGGUAUUUCAUCUCCAGAGUUGCACGCACUUGUACCAGGGAACAAGACAAUGAUGCAAAUUAUUAUGACUGGAUUGAGUAAUGAUGUAGGAAAUUCCAACUUUAUGUUUGUUGCCAAGAACGACAAGUUAACUCCAUUUGCAGUGGACUUACUUUCCAAGUUUAGUGACAGGUUAGACAAAUACAGGGACACACCAUUCCAUGACUUGCUGGUCUCUGAUCAAAAAUUGGCCCUAUUCCUUCGUGCAUCUGUGAAGAACCCUGAAAUUCUUAUCUUAGAUGAAGCUUUUUCGUGCAUGGACGAUGUAGAAGUUAUGCAUAGAUGUCAUGCGUUGGUUUCCAGUUGGAGAGAUAUGACCGUUCUUUCAAUUGGCCACAUCGACUGGGAACUUCCCGCCUGUGAAUACGUUAUCAAGCUCAGAGGCAAUGGAAAGCCUUACGAUAUUGAAGAAUAUAUCUGA